Messenger RNA from Sus scrofa (pig), 5914 nucleotides. It is a transcript of the gene ELL2, whose product is annotated as elongation factor for RNA polymerase II 2. Gene Ontology annotation, molecular function: cis-regulatory region sequence-specific DNA binding. NCBI's taxonomy places the organism in Eukaryota, Metazoa, Chordata, Mammalia, Artiodactyla, Suidae. Gene Ontology annotation, biological process: positive regulation of transcription elongation by RNA polymerase II; snRNA transcription by RNA polymerase II; transcription elongation by RNA polymerase II. The record is from RefSeq and is a predicted model, not a curated record. Gene Ontology annotation, cellular component: transcription elongation factor complex.
AGCCCGAGGUCUGGCUGCGCGCAGUAUAUGACAGUACGUCAGCAGCGGGAUGGCCGUAGCUGUGGCGGCGGCUGCAGAAGCCCGAGCAGCCGCGGCCGCAGUGGAGCCUAGAGCCCGAGCGGCGUCGGCGGCGGCACCCGGGGGAGUUUAAGAUGGCGGCAGGGGGGGCGGCGGGCCUGCGGGAGGAGCAGCGCUACGGGCUGUCGUGCGGGAGACUUGGACAGGACAACAUCACCGUACUGCAUGUGAAGCUCACCGAGACGGCGAUCCGCGCGCUCGAGACCUACCAGAGCCACAAGAAUUUAAUUCCAUUUCGACCUUCAAUUCAGUUCCAAGGCCUGCAAGGGCUUGUCAAAAUUCCUAAAAAUGAUCCCCCCAAUGAAGUGCAUACCUUUAACUUCUAUUUAUCAAAUGUGGGUAAAGACAACCCUCAGGGCAGCUUUGACUGCAUCCAGCAAACCUUCUCCAGCUCUGGAGCUUCCCAGCUCAAUUGCCUGGGAUUUAUACAAGAUAAAAUUACAGUGUGUGCAACAAAUGACUCGUAUCAAAUGACACGAGAAAGAAUGACCCAGGCAGAGGAGGAAUCCCGCAACCGAAGCACAAAAGUUAUCAAACCUGGUGGACCAUAUGUAGGGAAAAGAGUGCAAAUUCGGAAAGCACCUCAAGCUGUUUCAGAUGCAGUGCCUGAGAGGAAAAGGUCAACCCCCAUGAACCCUGCAAAUACAAUUCGAAAGACACACGGCAGCAGCAGUGUUUCUCAGCGGCCAUAUAGGGACAGGGUGAUUCACUUACUGGCACUGAAGGCCUACAAGAAACCUGAGCUGCUGGCUCGACUACAGAAAGAUGGUGUCAAUCAGAAAGACAAGAACUCCCUCGGAGCAAUUCUGCAACAGGUAGCCAAUCUGAAUCCCAAGGACCUUUCAUACACAUUAAAGGAUUAUGUUUUUAAAGAGCUUCAGAGAGACUGGCCUGGAUACAAUGAAAUAGACAGACGGUCAUUAGAGUCAGUGCUCUCCAGAAAACUAAAUUCAUCUCAGAAUGCUGCCAGCACCAGCCGUUCAGAAUCUCCUGUUUGUUCUAGCAGAGACUCUGCAUCUUCUCCUCAGAAACGGCUUUUAGAUUCAGAUUUCAUUGAUCCUUUAAUGAAUAAAAAAGCUCGAAUAUCUCACCUGACAAAUAGAGUGCCACCAACAUUAAAUGGUCAUUUGAAUCCCUCCAGUGAAAAAUCUGCUGCAGGCCCCCCGACGCCCCCUGCAGCCGCUGCCAUCCCCACCCCUCCACCGCUGCCUUCAACCCACCUGCCUGUCUCCAAUCCUCCUCAGACUGUAAAUUCUAACUCCAAUUCCCCUAGCACUCCAGAAGGCCGGGGGACUCAAGACCUACCUGUUGACAGUUUUAGUCAAAACGGUAGGAUCUAUGAGGACCAGCAAGACAAAUAUACCUCUAGGACUUCUCUGGAAACCUUACCCCCUGGUUCAGUUCUACUAAAGUGUCCAAAGCCUUUGGAAGAAAACCAUUCGUCUCACAAAAAGUCCAAGAAGAAGUCUAAAAAACACAAGGAAAAGGACCAAAUAAAAAAGCAUGACAUUGAAAUGAUUGAGGAAAAGGAAGAAGACCUUAAAAGAGAAGAGGAAAUUGCCAAGCUGAACAAUUCCAGUCCAGAUUCCAAUGAAGGAGUUAAAGAGGGUUGCACUGCCUCCACCGAGCCUUCUUCAACAAUUGAACUCCCGGAUUAUUUGAUAAAAUAUAUUGCCAUUGUCUCCUAUGAGCAACGCCAGAAUUACAAGGAUGACUUCAAUGCUGAGUAUGAUGAGUACAGGGCCUUGCAUGCCAGGAUGGAGACAGUGGCUAGAAGAUUUAUCAAACUGGACGCACAACGAAAGCGCCUUUCUCCGGGCUCAAAAGAGUAUCAGAAUGUUCAUGAAGAAGUCUUACAGGAAUAUCAGAAGAUAAAGCAGUCUAGUCCCAAUUACCAUGAAGAAAAAUACAGGUGCGAGUAUCUUCAUAACAAGCUGGCUCACAUCAAGAGACUAAUAGGUGAAUUUGACCAACAGCAAGCAGAGUCAUGGCACUAGAACUCUGCUUGGACCAGAAGAUGUGAAUAAACUUAAGCUUAUUUAUUUAAAAUUCCAAAUGAGUUGCUCUCAAAUUCUAAAACAUGAAACUUCGCCUGUUGAAAGUUUCAGUAUUAGUAAACUUGAGUUUUGUUUUUUGUUUUUUUUUUUUUUCUAUUUUACUUUGCUUCCUUGCAUUUUUGAAGCUGCUUUUUUCUGGUCCUCUUUUCCCCCUUAAGACUUGUGUUUGUCAAUAGAAAUAAUUUUUUUUUAAGAUAUUGAAGAUCCAGUGUCUAUACUUCAAAUCAAUUUUUUUCCUUAAAAAACUGUGUUUGUCAUUAGAAAUGAUUUUUUUUUUUUUUUUUUUUUUUUUUAGAUAUGGGGGAUCCAGUGUCCACACUUAAGUUAUGUGUUUAAAAAAAAGAAAAAAAAGUCAUGUGCAAGGUGAAAUGCUUUUGGAUAAACAUAAGCCUAUUUUCUGACCUUUCUUAAUGCAAACUCUUUGCCUUAAAUGGUAGAAUAUUUAGAAAUUUGCACAAAAUACAAAAAAAAAUUAAAACAUUGUUUUGGAGGGUUAAGAAAUAGGUAUAUGAGUAUGUGUGUGUGUGUGUAUAGAUCUAUAUACACAUAUGUAUAUAGGCUGACUUGAUCUAGAACAGUAAAUCCGCCCUGCAAGUUAACCCCCCAUUGCAAUGGUUGCCUUAAGGUGUUUGCUAGUUGUGUACCUAGUGUGGUUUAUCAUUAGCUACACUGCUUCCCACUUGAUGAGAGCAAUGGGAAGCACACUGUGGCCUACCAGCGUCUGAAAACGUGUGCUCGACCUGUAUGUGUGCAGAGGUGGUGUGGGUGUGAGCGUGCAUGGAGGAAAAAAAGCUGCUACUCUCAGUAGGCCAAACGCUCAGGUGAAACAACUGACGAGUGUUACUGUAGGGUUUGUUUUGUUUUGUUUUGUUUUUUCUGUCAAAUUGCUACUUCUAUUGUGGAAGACAAAAGCAUUUCCAUUUCAACAGUUUGUCAGCUUUAUUAAUGUUGGGCAAAAUUGAUGUUAUGAAAAUGAAACAGAUCUAUAGUUUUGGGGCAAAAUUAUAAAAUUAAACAUGUAGGUAACCUAUUUAUAUACUUCUAUAAAGUAUUUUUUGAAGAGAGAUAUGCAAAGAAGCUAUUACCUACAUGAAAUGUAUAUUUAAAGAUUUUUUUUUCAUCCUGGGUGCCAGGAGUAUAAAAAAGAGCGGAUAUAUUUAACCAUAACAUACUGUGAUUCAUCAAACAGCACAAACUUUCAUUUCAUGGAGUUUAUCUGUUGACGUUGAUUUAAACUAUCAUUUGUUUUAUCAUGUGGGAACAUAAGUUAUGUGGUCAUAAGUAUAAGGAUUUUGAACUAAUGUUGAUUCAAGUUGUGUUGUCAUGUUGUAUUGUUUUUUCCAAGUGCUGCCAGUUUAAAAGGGAAGCAUUAUGUUUACAAAUAUGUUUUGAAAUGUUUGCCAAAAUCUUGGUGGUAUCUUAAAUAAAGAUGUUUGUCUCCAGCAUCCAAAAAAAUAAAUAAAUAACUUUGUUGUGUAUCGCUGUAAACCAGAAAAUGUUGGUAUCUAGAAAACCUGAGACAGCAUGUGGAUGAAACUUUCCCUUUGGAGUUCUUCUAAAACAUUAACAGGAAAGAGUAGAUGAUACAGUAAAAGUAUGCUAUCUCAAAAGACUGAAACAAGACCCAGUGCCCUAGAACUCUGUAACGUUACUACAGAAAUUUGAUUUCUAUGUAGCAUGGACCUCCUAGGGAAUUCGAUUUUCUUUUGGCAUUGAGAUCCCUGGUGCUCUUCCUUUUACCUCAGAAUUGGUACAAUCAUUAUUAAGUGUUCACUGAUUUCAAACUUUUAGUUGGAAAAACAAAAUAGGAAAGGACACUUAACUGAGGAUAAAUAUGAUCCUCACAUCAUUAUGGUGGAAUUUCCAGAGGAACUUGUCUAUAGGUACUGGUGUCAUUUCUUGGACAUCGCAGCCUUUUAAUCAUCGCUAGUGUGCUGCUACUUGCUAUGAGUGGUGUUUCUCAAAAGCAAGGUGCUUGCACCACUUGCAUAUCCCAAAUUGGAAUCUCUAGGGAUAGGGCCCACGUAUCUACAUUUUCGUAAGUAAUCCCCAAAGUGACUUUUGCGAGCUAAAGUGUGAAAACCACUAGCUUGGAAGUAACACUAAACCUUUAGGUCUCUAAAUUUCCAUGCCUUGAAGUGAAAUUGAACUACUGGCUUUUUUUUUAAAGCCCAUCCCUUUCAGCAGGUGCAAAUCACUUUCCCCCUCUACAUCAUAUGAGGCACCCUCUCAAUUGUUUCACUGCCAACUCUUAUUUCAGAACUUGUUUACAAACAAGCCAAGCCUUCCAGUUGGUUAGCUCUUAGCCCUUGGAGCUCCUACCCACCUACAUCAGCACAUCUUCUGGUUUACAAAUUGGGUAAUAAUGGAAGCUGGAGAUGCUUUAUGAAAAUCCAGCAUUGCACACCCAUAGACUUGACCACCUACCUAUAAAAAGCCUUAAUUUAGAUGUUCCUUGUGUACACUGGGAAGAUCCUUGCAAAAUGUGUAUCUGUCAGUUGCAAAUAUGAGAGCUGUAAAUCUCUGAAUCUGCUAUUACCUGAGGCUGCAUCUCUUUUGAAAAAUGGGCAUGAGCCUAUUAAAAUAUUUAUAAUCAUUCUUCAUCUCCUACUGCAAGGUUUUUUAGAGUCUCUCAAAUAACUGCUGCAGGAAUGGGUGGCCACUUAGUAUCAGUUACUCUGGUAGAAUUUAUUUAGGUGUUUGUUUUUUGUUUUGUUUUUGAGAGAGAAAUAGUAAGUGUAAAUUAGCAUUGUCAAAAAUGAGUUGUUCUUAAUUGUUCAUCACAUUUCAUUAAAAUAAUCUGAAGCACUCUUGAAGGUUUUUUUUUUUUUUACCAAUACCCAUAAAUUUAACUCCAGAUUGAAUGAACAGCUGGUUUAACAUAAACCAAAAACAAUAUUAACUAGAUGUGGUUUUAUUUUAUGUGAGGAUUUCAUGUCCUACCUUGUUGGUUAUUUUUAGAGGGGUUAAUUUUCAGUACUUAAGUAGUUACAGUACUUGUUCUCACAAAAGUAAUUGGUGUGGUCAGUUGAUAUCAUUGAUCCAUGCAUUGAUUAUCAAAAUCCAGUAUUAAUUUUCCUUCAUUUCCAACCUAUCUUCUAAGCUUUAGAAAGGUUUUCUUUUCCCUUAAAAUAUUUCACCUUAUUCUGUACAGCAAAUGUAUAUUUUCCUGUUUGAAGCAAGAUGUUGAAAGGAGGUUUAGACACAAAUGGUCCAUCAGUUCCAACACUCGGCUUGGUUGCCUUACCCCUUCCAUUAGUGCAUCCUUUGCUUCUGGAACUUGGCUGAAAUCUUCAGCCAAGCUCAUUGUCUUUCUGGGAGUGUGAGUGUGGAGUCACAUAUGUGUGGUUUUUGCCUUUACUACUUUUGAAGUUCUUACAGGUUAUGACUUGCCUAAGUGUUACUAAAUCCUUUUCUUGUGUCCUGGAUGGGGAAAAGGUAUAGCCAGCGCUUUGAGAGGGACAUUUUGGGAAAAGAUAUUAACUGACACAACUAAAUGAAGGCAACAGAAGAUGUUAUCAAUGCUCUUUGUAACCUGAAAACUGAAUAAGGCUCUGAGGCUCAUUCAAAAUAUUUUGAAGUGUUUAAAAAUAUGUAUGUAUAUAUAUACAUAUAUAUACAUAUAUAUAAUAUACGCUGUUUCUCAGCUGUUCCACCCAAACCAUGUUAGGAAGGUAAAAUGUCACGGGGACUUUUCAGUUGUUAACUGAGCUCAGCAGCUAUGGUGGCCCAUGUUGUUCUACAUCAAUUUCAGUUCAAUAAAAAUGUUAACUUUGCAA